Molecule: messenger RNA, 592 nt
Organism: Diabrotica virgifera virgifera (western corn rootworm)
Lineage: Eukaryota; Metazoa; Arthropoda; Insecta; Coleoptera; Chrysomelidae
Exons: 2
Coding region: 96-503 (135 amino acids)
Molecular function (GO): odorant binding
Source: RefSeq, a predicted model, not a curated record
UAGUUAUGCAAAAAUAGCUAUAAAAUAGAACUGUGAAAGAAAAUAAAUUAUUGUGUUCAUAUAAAUCUCCUGCUCUUUAAAUCAACUAAACCAAGAUGAAACUGGCGUGUGUUUUAAUUAUCGCUGGUCUUAUGGUCUGCUUAACAGAGGCUCAAAUUCGCUAUCCUGAAUACUAUAGAGUACAGGACGCCAUCGGAGAAUGCAAAAGGGAAUUAGGUUCAACAGUAGAUGAACUCACAAACGUUAAACUUGGGAUCAUAACCCCUGAUACUGGCAGGCAAGUUCUUUGUGUUCAUCGUAGAUUGGGAUAUAUGGAUCUGAAUGGAGACAUUCUUCCUGGUCCGUACGAGCUACACAUUGCAGGAGUUACUGAUGACAAGGGUCGUAAGGAAGAGUUUAGAAGAUGUGGCGCGUAUCAAGGUCUUCUACCUGCCGAAGUUAAAGCUAUUAAUUUUGAUAGAUGUUUCCAAGCCAUUUUACAAAUAAUGGGUCGUGAUGGUUGAUUUAUCUAAAAAAAAUAAUGUGUAAUAAAUACAUAUAUAUAUGUAUGUAUAUUCACAUGGUGUAAUAAAAUAUAUUCCUUUUGUUUAAA